AUGGAUAUUCCCGCCAUGGUGGAGGCAUUUGCGGGAACAGCAGUCGGUACCGCUGAGAUCCCGAACCUGAGCCUGCCACCUGCGCAGUUGUUGCCCACAAAGUCCAUGGCACCUCAGGCACCCCAACAGCCACAAGAACUUCAAGAGGCCUCAUGUGUGUCGACGGGUUCCAUCAGCGCGGGAAGCAGCAUUCACCGGAGCAGCAGUGUGCGGACAGCCAGCAGCAGGAGUAGCAAGAGCAGCAACUGCAAACUCACCUCCAGUGCAAUUCUCCGCCUGCUCGCGGACUUUGCCGAGAACUUCAAGAAGUUUACUGUGCUCGAGGCAUUCGAAGACGAGGCGGAUAACGCUGAGAUUUGCGCGGUCCUGGAGGCACGGCCGGGAGGGCUUCUGCAGGAACUUAACGGCUCGGAGCGCGCCUACCUGGCGCUGAUCUGUGUCUUGGAGUCUGCGAAGAAAGAUGAUGGUUCACGGUCGACCAAGGCUCUUGGCGACACGCUCAAAAUCGCCAAGUUUGCGAAAGCUAUGAUCGACGUUAUGCGAGCCAAGGUUCCCGAGGCAGUCCACCACCAGCUUGCCGCUUACUGUUUUCGACUCAAUGCACUUUACACCCUCCAGCAACGAAGUGGUCGAUUUAACCAGCUGUACUAUGAGACCAGCGUCGCGUUCCCGCCAAGGUGGGAUACACUUACCGCCGAAGAUAUUACGACUGUUAUCGGACAGGUUAUGGCCCUCCGCAAGGAGCUGGUGAGCUACAACAACAGGCUGGCAAUCUGGAAGAAGGGCCACAAGGCGGCCAAGGAGUCGAUUAAGCCCGUCAUUCCUGCCCUCUCCACGCCUGCCAGCACGCCAAAGAACGGCUCUGCCUCUGUUUAA
Linnemannia hyalina is the source of this 876-nucleotide messenger RNA. NCBI's taxonomy places the organism in Eukaryota, Fungi, Mortierellomycota, Mortierellomycetes, Mortierellales, Mortierellaceae. The record is from the annotation of a GenBank genome assembly.